Molecule: messenger RNA, 2542 nt
Organism: Trichosurus vulpecula (common brushtail)
Lineage: Eukaryota; Metazoa; Chordata; Mammalia; Diprotodontia; Phalangeridae
Gene: TSGA10
Product: testis specific 10
Exons: 18
Coding region: 210-2306 (698 amino acids)
Source: RefSeq, a predicted model, not a curated record
UAAUACUCCCCAAGAAGUGAGAAACCAAGAGAGAUUCAUCUAUAAGCUAAAUUUGCAGGUUAUAACAAAUAAACAUACUGAACUUAGAUGUCAGCAAAAUAAUAUAGUACUAGAAGAUAACAAUAAAAUCUUAGAGCUACUUGAUUCCUUUGUCAAGACUUUAGGAGCAGACAAAUCAUCAUAAGAGUGAAGCUGAAAAUUUGGGAAGGAUGAUUCGAAGUAGAUCCAAAAGUCCUCGACGGACUUCUCCAACUCCCAGGGGAGUAAAUUGUGAUUCGGAUCUUGUGAAGAUGAGAGAUCGUGAAGAACUUAAGUGUAUGUUGGAAAAAUAUGAGCGUCACUUGGCUGAAAUUCAGGGUAAUGUCAAGGUUCUCACAUCUGAAAGAGACAAGACCUUUCUUCUUUAUGAACAGGCACAGGAAGAAAUAGCCCGACUAAGACGAGAAAUGAUGAAAAAUUGCAAGUCUCCUAAAUCAACAUCAACAGCACAUGCUAUCUUACGGCGAGUAGAAACAGAAAGAGAUGUGGCCUUCACAGACUUGAGAAGAAUGACCACAGAGCGAGACAGUCUGAGGGAGAGGUUAAAGAUUUCCCAAGAGACUGCAUUUAAUGAGAAGGCUCACCUGGAACAAAGAGUAGAAGAGUUGGAGUCUACAGUACACAGUCUUGAUGAUGAACGUCUAGAACAAAUGGCAAAUAUGACUUUGAUGAAAGAAACCAUAACCACUGUGGAAAAAGAGAUGAAAGCACUAGCACGAAAGGCAAUGGAUACAGAAAGUGAACUUGGCAGACAAAAAGCAGAAAAUAAUUCAUUGAGGCUUUUAUAUGAAAACACAGAAAAGGAUCUUUCAGAUACUCAGAGACACCUUGCUAAGAAGAAGUAUGAGCUACAGCUUACCCAGGAGAAAAUUAUGUGUUUAGAUGAAAAGACUGAUAAUUUUACAAGGCAAAGUCAUGCCCAGCGAGAAGAAAUCAACCUUCUUGGUGCAACACUCAGUGAUUUGGCUAAAGAAAAGGAAUGUCUUCAAGUGUGCUUGGAUAAAAAAUCUGAGAAUAUUGCUUCCCUUGGAGAGAGCUUGGCAAUGAAAGAAAGGACGAUUUCAGGCAUGAAGAAUAUCAUUGCUGAAAUGGAGCAGGCAUCAAGACAAUCAACUGAAGCUCUUAUCAUGUGUGAACAAGACAUUUCCAGAAUGCGUAGACAACUGGAUGAAACAAGUGAUGAGCUUGCUCAGAUUGCUAGAGAAAGAGAGGCCUUCGCUCAUGACAAUGAUAACCUCCAAGAGUCAGUCUCUAGAGUUAAGCAGGAAAACCAGGUGUUAUCCAAAAAAUUGGCUGAAAAUCAAGCUGAGCUUAGUGAUUUAAAACAGAAGAACCAAGACAAUAACAGUGAUAUUAACAAACUGAAAUCUUUAGUUAAGGCUGAAGAGGCUGAGAACCGGCAACUCAUGGAAGACCUUCGAAAGGCUGUUGAACAGGCUGAAAGCUGGGAAGCCAAAGCCCGCCAAACAGAGGCAGAGAACAACACUCUCAAACUGGAACUUUUAAGUGCAGAGGCAGAGGGUAACAGACUAAAAGAAAAAGUGGACUCGCUCAGUAGAGAGGUUGAGCAACACUUAAAUGCAGAAAGGUUGUACAAGUCUCAGGUUUCUACUUUGCACAAAUCCCUUUUAAAGAUGGAAGAGGAGCUUCAGAAGGUUCAGUUUGAAAAAGUCUCUACCCUUGCAGAUUUGUCUUCCACACGGGAACUUUGUAUCAAACUGGACUCUAGCAAAGAACUACUCAGUCGACAGCUUAUUGCCAAAGAUCAAGAAACAGAUAUGGUGGAGAAUGAGUUAGAUGCUGCUCGAAAUGAAAUAGAGGUUCUUAGGAAUCAGAUGGCGAAUGAUAGAAUCUCCAUACAGAAUCUAGAAGCUUUGCUGGUGGCCAAUCGAGACAAAGAGUACCAGACCCAAGUAGCACUUCAAGAAAAGGAAUCUGAAAUUCAGCUUCUAAAAGAGCACCUUUGUUUGGCUGAAAAUAAAAUGGCCAUCCAAAGUCGGGACGUUGCCCAGUUCAGAAAUGCAGUAACACAGCUGGAAGCUGAUCUAGAUAUUACAAAAAGACAGCUAGGGACAGAGCGCUUUGAAAGAGAACGGGCUGUACAAGAACUUCGCCGCCAGAAUUAUACUUCUACCAAUUAUUAUCACGUGAGCUCUACGAUAAAACCGACACCCAAGUGUCAUUCGCCUGACCGUGCCCUUCAUCGAUCCCCUGAUCGAGGCCUAGACAGAUCACUGGAAGAGAAUCUGUCCUUUAGAGAUUUUUGACACAUGAAGGUUCUUCACCCUCUGGAAAGCAAGGUUAAAAACUGAACUCAAGUUUAUGCUGUAUAAUUGAUUUUAUCUUUUGAAUGCUUGACAAUGUUAAAUGUAUUUAUUGACCUCAAGAGAACAAACUCUGAAUCAGCCAUGCUGUUCUGUUUCAUACAGCUAAUCUCUAUUGUAUUGUGCCAUAUUGCAGUAACUCAACUUGACAUUCAGAAGGAAAAAUGCAUAUGGCUGUA